Messenger RNA from Fulmarus glacialis (Northern fulmar), 1270 nucleotides. It is a transcript of the gene SERPINB5, whose product is annotated as serpin peptidase inhibitor, clade B (ovalbumin), member 5. The record is from RefSeq and is a predicted model, not a curated record. The coding region runs from base 137 to 1270 and encodes 377 amino acids. The transcript has 7 exons. Lineage: Eukaryota; Metazoa; Chordata; Aves; Procellariiformes; Procellariidae. Gene Ontology annotation, biological process: negative regulation of endopeptidase activity. Gene Ontology annotation, molecular function: serine-type endopeptidase inhibitor activity.
GGGAAAGUGGGAGUGGUGUCAAUGAGCAGGCAAGCUAAGAGAGUCUUCUGCUCGGCAAGGUUUCACCACGGGUAGCUAGUUCUUCGUGCUGUACCCAUUUCAUUGAUUCGUUUACCAGGAUUAUAGCCUUGCAAAAAUGACGAUGGACGCUCUGCAACUAGCAAACACUGCCUUUGCAGUUGAUAUGUUCAAAAAACUAUGUGAGAAGGACAAAACAGCCAAUAUUAUUUUUGCCCCACUGUGUACUUCAACGUCUCUGGCUCUGGCAUAUAAAGCUACGAAAGGUGAUACUGCAGACCAAAUGAAACAGGUACUCCAUUUACAGGAUGUCAAAGAUGUUUCUUUCGGGUUUCAAACAGUAACUGCAGAUGUUUCCAAGCUCAGCUCUUUCUUUGCACUGAAAAUGGUCAAACGGCUCUUUGUAGACAAGUCUCUUAAUCCUACCACAGACUUUGUCAACUCCACAAAGAGACCUUUUCCAUCUGAACUGGAAUUAGUGGAGUUCAAAGAAAAAACUGAGGAAACCCGACAGAAGAUCAACAAAUCUCUUUCAGAGCUAACUGAUGGCAAAAUGGAGAAUAUUUUGAAUGAGGAUAGUGUAAGUGACCAGACUCAGAUCCUCCUAGUUAAUGCAGCUUAUUUUGUCACAAACUGGAUGAAGAAGUUCCCAGAGGCAGAGAUCAAAGAAUGUCCUUUUAAAGUCAACAAGACUGAAACUAAACCAGUGCAAAUGAUGAAUCUGGAAGCUACUUUUUGCCUGGGCUAUGUAAAAGAAUUAAAUGUUGCCAUCCUCGAGCUUCCAUGCCUUAACAAACAUAUAAGCAUGCUCAUUCUGCUGCCCAAAGAGAUUGAAGAUGAGACCACUGGCUUGGAACAGCUGGAAAAGGCACUCACCCCCGAGACAUUAUUACAGUGGACCAAUCCCAGCAUGAUGGCCAACACCAAAGUGAAUGUAUUUCUUCCAAAGUUUAGCGUGGAAGGUGAUCAUGACCUGAAGCCACUUCUAGAAAGCCUGGGCAUGACAAAUGUCUUCAAUGAGAGCACAUCAGAUUUCUCUGAGAUGUGUGAGAGCAAAGGUGUGGUUUUGUCGAAGAUCAUCCAUAAAAUCUCUUUGGAAGUAAAUGAACAAGGUGGCGAGUCCCGAGAGGUACCAGGAUAUCGGAUUCUGCAACACAAAGAUGAAUUUAAAGCUGACCAUCCAUUUAUCUUUUUGUUUAGGCACAACAAAACUCGCAACGUGAUUCUUUCAGGCCGAUUCUGCUCCCCUUAA